Sycon ciliatum is the source of this 1538-nucleotide messenger RNA. Its product is annotated as phospholysine phosphohistidine inorganic pyrophosphate phosphatase-like. Lineage: Eukaryota; Metazoa; Porifera; Calcarea; Leucosolenida; Sycettidae. Gene Ontology annotation, cellular component: cytosol. Gene Ontology annotation, biological process: dephosphorylation. The transcript is spliced from 6 exons. The record is from RefSeq and is a predicted model, not a curated record. The coding region runs from base 121 to 915 and encodes 264 amino acids. Gene Ontology annotation, molecular function: inorganic diphosphate phosphatase activity; phosphatase activity.
AAAAUCAGUUUCCUACAUGCUAUGAAUCAGUAUGAUUCUAUCAAGAGUGUUUAUGGACUCUUGAUUCUAUGAAGCUCCAUUGACAUUGUGAAUGAAAUAGAUACCUUUGAAGCAUCAAUCAUGAGCUGGGCAAGAAAAGCAAUACGGGGUGUUCUAUUGGAUCUUUCAGGCGUUCUCUUCGACGGUGAUGUUGUAAUCGAAGGAUCCAUCGAUGCUGUUGCAAGGUUAUCUGCGGCUGGUGUACCGGUGCGCUUCUGUUCCAACGAGACCAGCAUCCCGCAUCAGGCGGUAGUUGACAAGCUGAACAAGCUAGGCUUCAGCGUCCGAGCGGAGCAGGUCUUCACGCCGGGGCCCUGCGUCAGGAAGGUGCUGAUCGAGCGUGGCCUGCGCCCUUUCCUUUUAGUCACCAAGGAGGCUGAAGCUGAGUACUCCAGUGUGCAGCAGACCGAGCCACUCAACUGUGUGGUGUUGUCCGACGCACAGGACGCCUUUCACUACCAGAACCUGAACAAAGCGCUCAAAGUCCUGAUCGAGUGUGACAAGCCCACACUGAUUGCACUCGGAAGGGGAAAAUACUACCGGGAGAAGGGAGAACUGAACUUGGAUGUUGGCGCGUUCGCGAAAGUUUUAGAAUAUGCAUCUGGUGUGAAGGCUGAGGUGAUCGGCAAGCCAGAACCAACAUACUUCAAUGCUGCAUUGGAUGACAUGAAGGUUGCUGCAGAAGACGCUUUGAUGAUCGGCGACGAUCUAGAGAACGACGUGGGUGGUGCACAGGCCGUGGGUAUUCGUGGAGUGCAGGUUCGCACUGGCAAAUUUAUGCCAAGGGACGAGCAGAACCCCAACGUCACGGCCGAUGGACGUGUAGCCAAUCUAGCAGAGGCAGUUGACGUCAUCCUUGCCCAGUGGACAAGCUGAGUGAGCACCCUUCCAGCCAAAUGUUACCAUUGUGUGAUGCCAGGUUAUCCAGCUUACCCAGCUUACCCAGCUUGCUUUCCAGAGUCUUGAAUAUUUUUGCUCCAUCUGGCAGAUCUGCACAGUGCUAGCCAAGCCUGAAAUUCUACGGAGCAGUGGCGAUGAUGUCUGGUGAUGGUAGGGAAGCUCCCGCACUGCAAGAACCUUGAUUGCUUGAAAACUGUACACGAUUGUGAGAGUACUUGAUAAAGAGCAAGUGCUUGCUGCAUCACGACAUGCCCUCUAUCGCAUUGAAUACGGUUCCCUGCAGUGGAAAGUGAUCGCGCUCAUGUCUGCACGUUAAGACCAAAGCUGGCUUUUGUGCUGCAGUGCAUUCUGUUUUUAAACAGAAUGCAGGAGAGGUUAAAACUCUCCUGGCAUGCCUGCACUCUAUGUACUUUUCUUGUGUUCAUUUGUGAUUCUGCAAGCCACUGCAGCAGGUCAAGGAUUGUAUUGCGCAAUCUUAUGCAACUUAAAUUAUUGUUAUAUGUAGUAGAAUAAAAUUCUUAUUUCUAUCUUUUUUGUUCAGCAGCCAUUGGCAGUACUGCCCGGCAUUGCAAUGUAUAGCGGCCGUGGACGACUCCUCA